This is a messenger RNA of Hyaloscypha bicolor E, 1806 nucleotides long. RefSeq lists its product as uncharacterized. Lineage: Eukaryota; Fungi; Ascomycota; Leotiomycetes; Helotiales; Hyaloscyphaceae. The transcript has 2 exons. The record is from RefSeq and is a predicted model, not a curated record. Bases 1 to 1806 code for a protein of 601 amino acids.
AUGAAUCCGAGCGAGAUGUCGAUGAAGACCGAGGCCGUUGGAAUGGGAAUGUGGUCAGCGCCGACCCCUCAAAGUGUCUCGAGACCUCGACCGGCUACGAUACACGAGACGGGCUUCUCGUAUUGCAUGCCGGAAGAGUACCCAUCAUUGCCAGCCUGGGAUUCGUCAACCAUGCCGAUGCAACCGCUGAACGAUGGCCUUCCUCAAACGUAUGCAGUACAACAAGAUUUUUAUCCUUCAACAUCAAAUGGAGAAAGUAAGUACUCUUGGAAUCAGAGCACAGGACCUCAGGGAGCUCUUGGUCUGACUAUCUCAGAUGGCUGGCACACCAAGACGUGCGAUGAUGGAAUCGAUCUGCACGGUCUGGACACAGAUAUGAAUAUGGGUCAUGCGUACAAUGCCGACGAGACUGCUCCUAUUCUUGACUUGAGGUAUCCUGGGCCUGGAAUGGACAGCGAUCGCCUUAGUCUCGAACAGUCCUAUAGCUCUCGGCGCAUGUCUGGCUCUUCGUUCACCAUGUCAACCACUGGAGCGCUGUCAGAAAUGCCGUCUUAUGAGGACUUCUCAGCGACCCUAUCCGAAGCGCCAUCUUUCAGUUCGGAUUAUCCACCACCCUCGAACCGAAAUUCACUGAUGUCCUCCACGCAAUUGUCGCCUGUGGCAUCACCAAGAAUGACCCCUCAAAACCGCACCGAGCUUGUACGAACGCAAAGCCGGGGUCGAGCCUCUCCUUCACCAAGGCCAAGCAUGCGCUCAGCGCCGUAUACAAUGGACAGCACUCGCAGCAAGAGAUGGUCAACAGGGUCGUAUGCGCCUCUGCCAAAUCGGCGCCCUUCGCCCUUUGUCUAUCAUCAAGGACAUGAGGUCUUCACGCCUCACCCCCCACGAAUGUCAUCUCGACAUUCUUCCCCAACUUUACCAAACACUCAGCUUCCCCUGAACCUGAGUAAUCUACAAACAGAACAACAGCAUCCUUUCCUUAUGUCAAACAACGCCGGCUUUCACCGCAACAGCAUGCUUCUUCCCUCACACAACUACCACGAACCACAUCAGUUCGAGACACCACCACCACUCCUUUCACAUGGACUUUUCCGCAUGUUACAAAGCAAUGCCGACCCUCACUCGUUGCACUCGCAUUACACUGAUCUGAGUGAUCCGCCCGAUCUCUAUGCAUCCCUCCACGAGGAGCAAGUGUCACCUCCCCCGGAAGACAUGAACCCGAGCGAUCCGGAUCUGGUACCACACGAGCAGGAACUUCGCUUUGACGGUGACCUCUACACGCCCCGUUGGGUCCGGGGUCACGGCAAUAAGCGCGAAGGGUGGUGUGGGAUUUGCAAGCCUGGGCGGUGGCUUGUAUUGAAGAACAGCGCUUUCUGGUACGAUAAAAGUUUCACCCAUGGUAUCAGUGCUGCAACUGGCAGCCCAUUUCAAGAGCCUCAGGAAACUCGACGCAUGGAUGGCAACCCCGAUGUGUGGGAAGGUCUGUGCGGGAGCUGUAACGAGUGGGUUGCUCUCGUGAGCAGCAAGAAGAAGGGAACCACAUGGUUCAGACACGCUUACAAAUGCCAUACCCACCCAAAAAUCAAAGACGCGCCAAAACGGCGUCGGGAGAGCAGUCAUACUCGAGCUUUAGGUGCAUCCACCAUGGCAAAGCCCAAGAUCGAAACACCAAUAACGCCGCAAAUGACUCCAAGCAAUUCGGUGACUAAUACGCCUACGCCUGGAUCUUUGCAGCAACAACAGCAACAGCUUCAGCAACACCGGAACACGAUCAGUCCUUUGGAGGGUCUAUCAACCAUGAUUUGA